AUGUCCUCACAGCCUGUACGCCCCGAAGGGUCCAAUUCAAAACCCGGGAAGGCCCAAAAGAAAAAACAACAGACAAAGUCGGUACCUCACAGAGACCAGUACCAGCGACUUUCGUUUCUUUACCAAGCAGCUGCUCAUAUGGCUGGUGAUCCCAGUACUCAGGCUUUGGCCCGAGUUUAUGCGCAGUCUAUGAAAGCUGUUGCAAAAAAAAGUGUCCUUCGAUUAUCACCUAAUGUCAAACGAACAGUAUGUAAAAAAUGUCAUCGCUUUUUGGCUGAAAAUUCAGGCUCAGUGACUACUCGCAUAGUCAAUGAAAGCACCGCUAAUGAUCCGCGAUGUGAUGUUCUUGAAAAGACCUGCGUAUGCGGAGUCACUCGGAGGUUUCCUGUCGGUCAGAACCGCAAGUACCGCUUAUGGGCCGAUUCAGCGCGGGUCUCGUGA
Molecule: messenger RNA, 441 nt
Organism: Magnusiomyces paraingens
Lineage: Eukaryota; Fungi; Ascomycota; Dipodascomycetes; Dipodascales; Dipodascaceae
Exons: 2
Coding region: 1-441 (146 amino acids)
Biological process (GO): tRNA processing
Cellular component (GO): nucleolar ribonuclease P complex
Source: RefSeq, a predicted model, not a curated record